GGGCAACCACGUCAAUCACCCAUUCUAUCACUAUCAUGUUUCAGAUCAAUUCUCCAACAAACGCCAUCAUGGGACUUCUAGCAUCUAUCAAAAAUCGUCGUAUCGGUACAGGAAAAACUAAAGCUAUACCUGAAUUAUAUAACCAUGCGCAAGGACCUAUGCUGUAUUACUCCCCAGCCACAGUCAUCCAACAACAUGCCCCCUUUGGUUCGUCUUCCAAUGGCACCCUAACGAAUUUGACCCACAUUGAGCAGGAAAACCAACGGCUUCUCUAUCUUACGCAAAUUAUGGCGGAAGAGAGAAUGGGAGAGAAGGCUGUCUACAGCAAUUUCCUCGAAACCGCCUAUCGAGAGAAAUACGGUGGUCAAUGGGAUCUCCAUCUCAGAAGCGAGCACCCAACAUUCGAGAUCAAGCGCAAGCCCGUUCCUUCUAGCCAGUCAAGCUCUCGGGAUACCAGCCCUAGCGCCUCCUCAUCCCGAUAUAGCGGCACUCCCAUGAAUGAGUAUUCUUCGGGGUCGUGGUUCAACACAUCGAGUCCCGGCUCCAGUCGAUCCAGCUCCCGAAGCCCUUCACGAAGCGAAACCAGCGGCCGCUCGGAUUCUUCGAAGACACUGGUAAACGGGGGCAAACACUCGCACUUGGCCAACGGGAGAAACCGUUCCCAUGCCGCGGUAUGGCCCGUCAGCUACAAUCCUCUGCGAUACAUUGCCCGCCGCCCUCUUUCCAUUAUUCCAGAGGACGGUAUCGGUGAGACGGCAGCAAGAGCAGCCCGGCAAGCACUCCUUCAAACAGCUCAGAAGCCGGUCGUGCCCGUGGCUCCCAGCCCUAAGAAGAAGCUGAAGUAUGCGCCAGCUCCCAGGAGCCAUUUGGCUCGGGGAACAAUGCGCAAUAGGCGCUAGUGGUGGGUCCUUCGAAGUAACUGACCUAGAAGGGGGAGUCAUUUGAGGCUGGUAGCUUCAAAGUGCAUAAACGAGGACCUGAUAAUGGUAUCCGAUUACGACGCAUCACAUAGACUUAAUUCAGGGCGGCAGCCUUUCUGAUGCAGUAGCCUAUGCUCUACAUGAUAUCAUUUACGAUAGACAAGUAGUCACGGAUAAGGGCUUAGCUUUGGCAACAGCUGUUCGAAAGGGAAAAGCAUAAGCUUCGAAUCACGUCAAUUAAAAGCCCUGCCACAACCAACUAG
This is a messenger RNA of Colletotrichum godetiae, 1183 nucleotides long. RefSeq lists its product as uncharacterized. The record is from RefSeq and is a predicted model, not a curated record. Bases 36 to 899 code for a protein of 287 amino acids. NCBI's taxonomy places the organism in Eukaryota, Fungi, Ascomycota, Sordariomycetes, Glomerellales, Glomerellaceae. The transcript has a single exon.